Messenger RNA from Zootoca vivipara (common lizard), 1806 nucleotides. It is a transcript of the gene DNAJC22, whose product is annotated as DnaJ heat shock protein family (Hsp40) member C22. NCBI's taxonomy places the organism in Eukaryota, Metazoa, Chordata, Lepidosauria, Squamata, Lacertidae. Gene Ontology annotation, cellular component: membrane. The record is from RefSeq and is a predicted model, not a curated record.
UGAUUCUGGAAACGCUGUUCCUAGGGACAAAGGACACUGCCUUAGAGUGAGUCAGGUCGUCAAUUCACUUAGUUCAGUACUGUCUGCUCUGACUGGCAGUGCCUGGUCAGGAUGUCUUUCCAAGCCCUGCCUGGAAAUACCAAGAAUUGAACCUGGAACCCUCUCCAUGCCAACAAUGUGUUCUGCCACUGAGCUGCAGUGAUUGCAUUGUCCAGAUUUGCCUUGUUGAUUCAGCAAGCGGCGGGGAGCCCAGAGUGGCUGGAUCCAGUGUGCGGCAGGUCGACAUUGAGAUGUGCUCCAGCAGCAAAGGGCACUGCCCACAGUGAAGAGGUGCCUGGCGAACGAUGGCCAAGCGGCUUCUGGUGGCUAUUGCCCUCUGGGCCCUGGGAGGCCCUGCUGGGCUCCAUCAUCUCUACCUGGGCCGGGAUAACCAUGCCCUAUUGUGGAUGCUGACUUUGGGGGGUUUUGGGAUGGGGUGGCUCUGGGAGCUGUGGCUGCUGCCGGGUUGGGUGACGCAGGCCAACCGCACCUUGGAACUGCCCAGAGAUGGACCUCCACCUUUCAGCCCUGUGCGCUUCCUUGGCCAAGCCUCAGUAGGCAUCUACUUUGGUUUGGUGGCCCUGAUGGGUCUCUCAGCCCUCCCGGGUUUUUACUUCCUGGCUCUCCCCCUGGCGGUGGGACUCGGAGUACACUUGGUGUCCGCAGUGGGUGACCAAUCCUCUGAUCUUCAAGCUACUUUGAAGGCGGCCUUCCUAACUGCACCAAUCUUCUAUGGUCGCCCUGUGGCUAUCUUCCCCAUCACUCUCACAACUAGUGUUACAGCCCAGCGGCACCGGUGCUAUAAAUCCAGCAGGGGCACCAGGGAGAAGCUUGGUGCCCGACUGUACCGACUGGGUCUAGCCUACCUUGCCUUUACUACACCUUUGGCAUACUGUGUCUUCUACAACACAGCAGCCACUGCCAGCUACGUAGCUGGCACUAUUAGAUCCACGCUGGAUUGGCUCAGUGUGUUCCCAUCCCUGAGCAGUGCGCUGGAAUCAGUGCUUCUCUUGCCCUACCAUGCUUGGAAGAUGCUGGGCUUCGGCGGUGGCUCCUUCCAGGAGUGGGAGCAAGUUUUUGCCUUCAUGCACUCGGUCCAGAACGAGAGGCAGCGGAUGGCAUUCAAGGUCUUAGGAAUCCACGACGAUGCCACACCUGAAGAAAUCCACAAAAGCUACCGGGAGCUGGUGAAGCUUUGGCAUCCAGAUCACAAUCGGCACCGGGCGGAAGAGGCGGAGAGACGCUUUAUUGAGGUGCAAGCUGCCUACGAGCUCCUCACACAGAUGAGGAAGCCAAAGCCGGCAUGACGGACUCUGACUGCCUCCAUAAAACCCUAACGUUUACGUUGCUGGGGGGAAUAAAAGCAUCACACCUAGAAGCCAUGGUUCUCAAAAGGGCUUCUCAGCAGGCUCAGGGCAGCCCUACAUUGGUCCAGAAGAUGGAGGACACAAAUUGUAUAGUAUGCCCUUCCACUUGGUCAUCUGUUGACUUGGUGGUGCCAAGUCUUCCUCCUCCCUGUUUUUCCUCCCUCCCCUUCAAAUUCUCUGGGUCUGUUUUCCAGAGACUUUGCAGCACUCUAUGGACUGGCAGGAUAUCCCUUUUCUUUUUAUGUUGCCUAUCUUUUGACAUAGGAAGAGAAGCAGUGCUUUCAAGUUUUGCUUUUCUGCCCUAGAAAUAUUUGUAUUGAAGGGAGGAUACAUUUAUUAAACAAACAAAAUGUUUGUUAAUAAUAUUUGGGAGGUUUUUUUGGGGGGGGCAGGAACCACU